This is a messenger RNA of Octopus bimaculoides (California two-spot octopus), 1337 nucleotides long. RefSeq lists its product as uncharacterized. The record is from RefSeq and is a predicted model, not a curated record. Lineage: Eukaryota; Metazoa; Mollusca; Cephalopoda; Octopoda; Octopodidae.
UAGAUAUAUAUAUUUAUACACAUAUACAUACAUGUAUUUGUGUAUGGUAUGCGUGUACAUCGAUACACACGUAUAAGUAUGCCAUCUUCAGUAAGACGACACUGUCUAGAUGUAUCAAUCGAAUUGCUGUUUUGUUUUGUUUAUUUUUUGUUCUUUGUUGUUGUUUUUUUAUAUUUAUAUUCUGAAAGUACAAAAGAAAAAUAUUUAUGCUUUUUUUUCCCUCCCAUUCCAAGUAACUUCACAUUAGAGCAGGCUCUAGAGAUUAAUUCUUCGACAUUAUUAUAAAGAAUCGACUACAAUGAAUAUAAAUGUCUAGUUUACGACGUUAACAACAACAACAACAACAAUAAUAAUAAUAAUGAUGAUAAUGAUAAUUAUUUGCACAACAGCUCCUGGUUGAUUCCUGCGUCCGUGAGUAUACAUAAAUAUAUACAUACAUGCAUACAUACGUACGUACAGACUUAUACGUAUAUGUAUAUGUGUAUAUGUGUGUGUGUGUGUGUGUGUUUGUGUGUGUGUCUAUGGAUAUGUAUGUACAUGAACUGCUUUGUAUAACGCAUGUAUAUAUAUAUGCAUGUAUAUUUAUAUCUCUUUAUCUUUUCUCUGGCUACGUUCACCAUUCCUGAACUGACAGCUGAUACGGAGAGUAAUGGUCAAACCAUAUCACGUGAUACUAGUAAAGAUCUCAACAAAUCAGAAUCUGAAAACUUACUGUAUCCUACAUCUGGUCACAGUAAUUCGGUAGAAGAAAGUUUGCCAUCACCAAUAUCGGACACAUACGAUGAAACUUCUGAAACUAAAAAGUGUCUCGAUCCUAUUGAAGAGGAUGGAAAUCAAGACGGUCGUAAUAACACAAAGGAAAGUCAAUACUCCCAAAUGUACGAAGCACCAGAAGCUGAAGAAGAUGACGAAAAAGAACGAGGUUUUAACCGAGGAGAGGCGGGAGAUAGUCCUUACACCACUACCAAGAUCAACGUAUGAAAGGGAUUUUGCCAUGAAAAAUAGCGACUCGGGGGACUACGGGCGUCUGGAGAGAACGCCAUAUUUGAUUAUGUGAUUAUGAACAACGUACCACCAUUGGCGAGCAGACGACACAGAAUGCCGUUGACUGUUAGGAUUAUACACGUGCGCGCGCACAUACACAUCCACACACUCACACGCACAUCCACACACACACAUACAGACACACACACACACACAUAUUCAUACACACAUACACACACGACAUAUACGCACGCAUAUACAUAUACUUGCAAUCAUAUACGCACACUGACAAAUACACACGUGCAAAAAAUAUAUACAUAUAUACAUGUAUAUAUUGUGCAUGCAUAAAUAUA